UGUCAAACCUCUUUCCAGUUUCAGAACACCAGCAGCAAAAGAAAGUGCAUAGUCAUCUCGUGAACAUAUUUUAGUUCAUUUGCAUACAUACAUAUUUUUAGUAAGGAUUUGAAAAUUUGCACAAUUUGCACAAAAUUUGCACUUUUAGGAAGAAAAGUGCAUAAGCAUGUCAUCUUCCGCUAAUUUUAACCCUUGUUUGGGCUGGAUGUCGAUAAAAACUGGGACAAAAGUCGUCGCUAUAUUUCAAGUGGUAGUUUAUUUGGCGAUUUUUAUGCUCUCUUCAACCCUAGCGAUUCUUCGCUUCGUUUGUUUUCCGGUUAAAUCUGAUUAUGCUGAGGAUGCAGAAAUUGUUGAACACCACGAGGAGAAAAAUGAUCCUGACUGGAUUAUGCUCAUGUCUAUCGUGUGUUGGAGCUUGGUGGCUUUUAUGGCGUCCAUUACGCUGUACAAAGGAGCUCGAGAUAAAAAUCGGAUCCAGUGCAAAGUUUGGAUGAUUAUCAACCUCACAAUGAUAACCAUCAUCAUCGCAGCAAUCGGAGUGUUCAUCAUAUUUCCUCAAGUUUUUAAUGAUGGCGAUAAUUCCAUUGGAGAUUCUACCAACCCAUUCUUCAUCUCAAUCAUACUGGGAAGCGUCAUUGUUCACACAUAUUUCGCCCUCGUCGUGUUCUCCUUUAUGCGAGGGCUUUGAAAACGAUUCUUGUUAAAUAUUCCCGUCUCAAUUUCUCCAGAAUUUUCUUGUUCUCAUUAUUAUUACACAAACUUUUACAAUAAUCUUUAUGACUUCGUAGAGAUAAUGAUCAGAGGGCGGUUAUUUAUUUCAUACUUAGGAAAAAAAUAUUUAAAAAAAUAUGUACCAACAAAACCAUAAAAAUAAGAUUUUCGAAAAAUAUGUACCAACAAAACCAUACAAAUAAGAUUUUCGAAAAAUUCAUACUUUUGAAUUUGAUGCUCAUACAUUUGAAUACAUUUGAUUUUCUUGUGGUCCAAUUUCUUCGAGCAAAAAAAUCGUCUCACGACUCACAGCGUUCAAAUAUUUACAAAAUACUUAGGUAUAUGUAUUUAAAAAAUAUCUACAAAAAUUACCUAUUUUUCAAACAAUGGCGGAAAUAUUUGUAAAUAUUUAUGUCUGUAAACCUAAAAAUAGAUAUGCGACAAUAUGUAAAAACAUUUUGAAAUUUUUGUCACCCGCAAAAAUUCGGAAACACGCCCCCACAAAGUCGAUCAUCAUCAAAUGAAAAAGUUGGAAAUAAAUACAUAUCCGCCCUCUGAUGAUAACCAUGAUGUCACAAUUACAUUAAACCACUGAUCUUAUGUCCCCAACUCUUAAUGGGGAACAGAUUCAUUUUUAUGAUCCUCUCUGCUACAAUUAUCCUCAUUCAAUAAAAUUUAAAACCCUACGUUUCUCGGUAUCAUUACUUCAUUUGAAGGGAAGUGAGCAAACAAAGCUAUAAAAUAAAAUGAGGACUAGAAUAACAUAAACAAGAGCUCUGAAGGUGUAUCGGGUUUCAAUUUUGCGACGCAUCCAAUCAUCAUCCAAUCCAUUUCUCCAGACGGAGCAGAAGAGGAUGCCAAAUAAGAACAAAUAAUUUUACAGGAUUCCUUCCAGUAGGGUGACAAUCAUUGUUCGGUCAAAGAACCUUAAAAAACUCAUGUCACUUUCUUCGUUAAUCAUGUCGUCAUCAUCAUCAUCAUGUAACCCUUGCUGUCGCCUACUCAGUCCGCAAUCAGCCACAAAAGUCGUGGCAAUUCUAGAUAUUAUAUUUAGUUCUACGAUGGCAGUUUUUGGAUUGAGCUACUACAUUUACUUCUCGAUCGAAGAAAGUGAAAAGGUUCCUGAGCCUGAAACUAUUUUUCAAUCUGUGGAACUUGUGCUCGUAAAUGGGGUCGGUAUCAGCAUCAUUGGAUUUCUUGGUGUCAUUUUUGGGGCCAUUCUUUACAAGGGAGCGGAUCAAAAUUGUGCUCGAAAGUGUCACAUUUGGCUAUUAUUUCGCUACAUCGUGAUGACCUGGGAUCUCAUUUCCUUCAUUAGAGGACUCGUCGACGCCUCAUCCGGGGCACUCUGGAUUUUUAUUACUUUCACCGAGUUCGUCGUCGAGUUGUACACGCUUGUUGUCGUGUACGCAUUUAUCCGACUGCUUCGGGGGGAACCGAUGUGCGGAUUUUGCCAGUUUUAAGUAAUACCAUGGAACAAGAUGUAGAUAUACCCAGAAUCUGAUUGGCAAUUUUUAUCUCUGACGAAUUUACAUAAUAAUACUUAUUUUAACAUGUAUGUUAAUUAAUACAUAUACCGAUUUAUGUUAAUAUUUAUUGGGUGUAAUAUCAAGGCAUGGUUGUAAAUUGCAUAAAACUAACCAAUGUACGUACAUUAUUCAUAUCUUAUUCGUAAUAAACUAAUAAUUGUUCUUUUCCUGCUCGGAAAUCCUGGAA
This is a messenger RNA of Folsomia candida, 2427 nucleotides long. RefSeq lists its product as uncharacterized. Lineage: Eukaryota; Metazoa; Arthropoda; Collembola; Entomobryomorpha; Isotomidae. Bases 1650 to 2174 code for a protein of 174 amino acids. The record is from RefSeq and is a predicted model, not a curated record. The transcript has 8 exons.